AUGGAUUUAUACCUAACCUCGUUCAGUUUUCCUCGCAGCCCAGGCAGUGCCGCGUCUCCCAACGGCACGUCCCCUACAUCAGCAAGUGCUCUCUCACCUGAUGCGCGUGUAGUAGGUAGCCGUGCAGGCAUCGCUGUGCCUGCGUCCAAAUCCUUGGCGCCUGGCGCUUCACGACCCUCUCUCGAGCCUGAUGCAGAGCUGGAUACCCACCUCAGCACGUCUCCGUUCUCUUCCCGCUCAAGUCCGGGUGGUCGGCGUGCUAAGAUGCACACGGAUGCCGUCAAUGAGGUGUGUGCUCAAGUCAUGGCUGCGCAUCAAUGUAUUAUUCAAGCUACUCCCUCCGGCGAAGUGGAUGCACCACUAGGCACAUCACCCCGCUCGCCGCUCGGACCAUUGCCUUUGUCGCAAUCGCCCUCUGUGGCCAUGGCUUCGGGGGCCCUGUCUACCUGGUCAGACUCUACCUCCGUCCCCACGGAAUCUACCGUGCCUGUAAUGGGCUCUGCCCCUAUUCUCUCACGCGGCCUGCCACGAUUCAGUGUCACGUUGAGUGGUACACAGACCUAUGUCAAUGAAGCUUGUGGUGAGCUCUUGCAGCAGCUUCCUUUGCCAUGGACAUUGCAGCUGCCGUUGCCUUGGGUGGAUCUCGUGGAUCCUAUGGUGGAUAGCUCCGCAUCAGCCCCCUUGCCUUUGCAGCAGGAUGUGCGUGAACGAUUCGAUCGAAUUAUGCAACAAGCCAGCACGAUGCUCAACGUGGCGCCUCUCGAUGUCCAAAAUGUGGAAGCGUGUGCUGGCAUGGUGAAGCAGCGAUACGUAAUGCUUACCAUUGCUGGCAAUGUCGAAGCCAUUGAGUAUGCGCGUGUUCAAGUGCUUGUCAUGCUCGACGAAAAGCAUGGCUUGCAUUCCGAUACUGUGGACAUUGACUGCAAGCACUUGCAUGUUGGUGCUGGCCGUAAGCGUGCUGUGAUCCAGCAAAUCGAGCGUGAAUCUGGCGCAAGUUUGUAUCUUCCGACGCCCUUUGGUGGCGUACUGCAAAGCCAUAUGCCACCUGCUGUGGUCUCCCGCCGCAACACCGUAUAUGUUACGGGGUCCACGGCGGCGAUUGCUCGGGCUCGUGAACUGCUUCAGCCCCUGGCGACCAACAAGGGACGCAGUCUGGUCUCACGCCAGGUUGCGCUGAUGCCACGCAAGCUUGACUGGCUUCUUCAAGAGCGCCUAGAGUCUCUGCGUGAGCUCAUGCUGGACAACAGCACAUAUCUGGAACUCCCUGUCAUUGGCGGGCAGCAGGGCCAAGUGACGGUGUAUGGUGUAUCGCGCGUCGAUGUGGAGCGAAGUAUCCGUAUUUUGAUGCAGUUGGUGUCACCGUUCUACACGGCGCAAUUGUUUUUGUUGCCGGGCGGCCUGGAAGCCCUGGGCUUGGCGUCGAACAAGGACCCACGGGCAGUGACAGCUCUGUUGUCUUCCACCACAGGUACUUCUGGCGCUGACGUGUCGUUCCAUACCAAUGCCUUUGAAAUUCACGGCACAGAUUCGGAGGUGCGAACAGCGUUGCGUCAUUUGCUGCGCCAGCCGAACCUGAAACACUAUGCAGGGGAAGUGCGAUUCCAGCUGGAGUUGGCCACGGACCACCGCGAGUUUAUUAGCGGCAAGAAGAACGGUAAGAUCAACAAGAUCAUGGAAGGGUGUGCGGUGCGCAUUCGUUUCGAGCCGUUUAACGACUACAACUUCCUGAUUGAUGUCCAUGGCCGCGAGGCUGAGGCAGCGUUACAGGGACUAAGUCAGCUGCAAGAAGAGCUGCCUGCGGAGAUGUCGUUCCAUGUACCAGAGUCGUACCACAAGCGCAUCAUUGGCGUGGGAGGCAAAAACAUUCAACGCAUCAUGAAAAAGUUUGGCGUGUAUGUCAAGUUCUCCAAUGCCGAAGAGUUUGCCGCGUUGGGAGGGUACAUUGAUAUCAAUGACAAUGUCAUUGCUCGGACUCCCUCGAAGAAUGCGCCCAACCUGGAGAAUCUGAAGAACUCUGUCAUGGAACUCGUAAGUCCCAAAGACAAGGACUUUGUGACGGAGACUGUGUCUGUGCCGCGAAAAUAUCACCGCACUUUGUUGGCCGACAAGAGCCAGAUCCUCAGCGAUAUCGAGCAUCGUACGCGUUGCACAGUACGUCUUGCUCGUAAGGAGUCUGCCCUGGACACAGUUCUCUUGUUCGGUCCUGAAUCGCAGAUGGCGUCGGCUGUACAGAUUCUCCUGCAGCAAAUUCCCGUGGAUGUGGAAUGGUCUGUGGCCAAUUCCCACGAAAUGGCUACGCUGCUCGAUUCGCCAGGCUUUCAACAGCUUGUCGAGCGCAUCCGCGCAGACAUGGGCAUAGAACUGCAGGUGGCUUCCCGUGCCCAGAGUGGACAAGGUGAAUGUACCUUUGCCAUGGAACUGCCUCGCGGCAACUUGGAUAAACUGUCUGCAGCGAAAGGCAUGAUGGAAGAGCUGUGCACAAAGCAACAUGUCCGACUGCACGCUCUGCCCAUGGAAACGACUUCUGUGCCUGAGCCUUUCUCGGCUGCGGUGAUGCCACCCUUUUCUACAUCGCGCUUCUCCCCCAGCAAGGCGGACGGUAUAGAGCUAUCGACGUCCGGCUCAUCGGCGUUGUACGAUGAGCCGCAUCUUCCUGCCUCAUCCCCAGCUGCUGUCACACCUACUUCUAGUGCUGCGCCAGGCCUGGCGCCGCCGCCUCCGCCGGGCACUGGGACCAAAGACCUGAAAGCGCUCUUUGACCAGCCUGACGCGGCUUCGACUGUGCCAUUUGAAGGUACCAACACCAAUACCCCUUUGAUGUCGCCCUUUUAUACCCCUGGGUAUGCGGAGAGCACCAACCUCUCUUCCCAGGUCUGGGGCGCACCCCUUCCGUCGUUCCAGGACAUGGGACCCCCUGCGCCGAAGUCCACUAGUAUGUUCAGCCCAUUCUCUUCUGGGCCGAUACCAUUCUCCUUCGCGGCGAACGAUUCUUCGCUGGGGAAACAAGAUACCGUGCGACCCCCUACCUCGUCGUUCCAUUCUCAGAGUCCGCUACGUCGCUCCGAACCUAUGAAUUCUCGUUCUCAGGGUGUGGAUGUGGGCAACUUUAGUGCACCGCUCUCGCGCACGUCGCUGAGUGUUCGCUCUCCCUCGGAUUUGGGUACGGAUAUUGACGGUUUUCAUGCUAUGAGUGAUGCGACGUCUCGUUCUAGCCUCGGCAUGAUGGGACCUCCCGGUAGCGCCCCUGCGAUGCCCCGUGGGCCCUCUUUGACUAUGCAGUCGCGCAGCUCUAUUUCGCCCGCGGCUCCCUCGGAUACCAUGGAUGAAGUCUCUCGUGUUCUCGCUCAAAUUGCGUUUGACAAGCAGUAA
Messenger RNA from Malassezia pachydermatis, 3369 nucleotides. RefSeq names its product cytoplasmic protein. Lineage: Eukaryota; Fungi; Basidiomycota; Malasseziomycetes; Malasseziales; Malasseziaceae. The coding region runs from base 1 to 3369 and encodes 1122 amino acids. Gene Ontology annotation, biological process: nuclear division. The record is from RefSeq and is a predicted model, not a curated record. The transcript has a single exon. Gene Ontology annotation, cellular component: nucleus; cytoplasm. Gene Ontology annotation, molecular function: mRNA binding.